AGAUGGGAAAAGGUGACUGAUACCAUUGUCUCUAUCUGCCUGCCUGUCUGUCUUGCCGCCGGAUAUAAUCGUCAGGGCGAGAUGCAGGAGACUGCAGGUGUCCUGACGGUGCGGGCCCUGAAACACGCAGCCCUCUGUCUGGUUUUUCUGCCCCGGUUCCUCCUGGCAGCGCUGAUGCUGUGGCUCCUGGACUUCCUGUGCAUCAGGAGGAAGGUGCUGCUGAAGAUGAGGGAGCAGGGCAGCAGCCGCGAUGACCCGCCCGUUUGCGUCUCCGACUCCAACAAGAUGUUCACCCUGGAGUCGCUCAGAGCCGUGUGGUAUGGACAUAAAUUAGACUUUUUCAAAUCAGCGCACCUUGGAUGUAUCGCGCCCAACACAGAGGUGGUGCAGCUGAAGGACCGGCGCAGGGUCCGAAUCCUGGACUAUGUGAAAGGGAGGAGACCUCUCAUCCUCAACUUCGGUAGUUGCUCCUGACCACCGUUUAUGACGCGCUUGGCCGCGUUUCAGCGCGUCGCGAGCCAGUACGCGGACAUCGCUGACUCUCUGCUUGUAUACAUCGAGGAGGCGCAUCCCUCUGACGGCUGGGUGAGCUCCGAUGCGCCGUACCAGAUACCCAAGCACUGUUGUCUAGAGGACAGACUGAAAGCCGCUCAGGUGAUGCACUCUGAGGUGCCCGGCAGCAACGUGGUGGUGGAUAAUAUGGACAACUCGUCUAACGCGGCGUAUGGAGCCUAUUUUGAGAGACUUUAUAUCCUGAGGGAUGAGCGGGUCGUGUAUCAGGGGGCCAGAGGACCAGAGGGCUACCGGAUAUCAGAGUUGAGGAAAUGGCUCGCGCAAUACCGGAACGAUUUGGAGAAUUCCAGAACAGUGGUGGUCCACGUUUAACUUAAAGAUAACCAUUACCUGCGGCGCGUAAAGUGUCCACACAUCAUAUAAGUAUUCAGAUGCUGCUACAAACUCUUGACACACUGCACAUAUGCCUCUACAUGUUGUUUUGGUUCAGAAGCGUUAUAACAGGACGCAGACAGACAUUUGACAUGUUUAUUAUGAUGUAAAACGCAUGAUAGGCUUUGCAGUUCUGCUGUCUUGUUCCUCAUUUUUUGUUUGGUUCUUUGUUUUUGUAAGGAUAUGUCCUGUUGAUUUGAACCUCUGCAACAUUUUGACUCAUUUCAGUUUGAGCAUCAUUUGAUUAUGAUCACUUUAUUUUUCUAUGGCUCUACCUUGAAGGUGUGUGUGUGUGUGUGUGUGUGUGUGUGUGUGUGUGUGUGUGUGUGUGUGUGUGUGUGUGUGUGUGU
Messenger RNA from Oncorhynchus keta (chum salmon), 1295 nucleotides. RefSeq names its product thyroxine 5-deiodinase-like. NCBI's taxonomy places the organism in Eukaryota, Metazoa, Chordata, Actinopteri, Salmoniformes, Salmonidae. The record is from RefSeq and is a predicted model, not a curated record. The transcript has a single exon. Gene Ontology annotation, molecular function: thyroxine 5'-deiodinase activity.